GUCUCCGUCGGUAUAUAGUUUUUCCGAUGAACUCUAGUCUCGUGUGUCCGCAUCGGAAUAUUGUCGGAAGUUCGUCAGAAUGUUAUUUCUCGGUAUUCGUCAGAAAGUCGUCGGAAAUUCUGACGAAAUUCCGACGAAUUCUUUUUUUCCGACGAAAUGAUACCGACGAACGCCUUCGUCAGAAAUGCGUCGGAAUAGGCCUUUUCCGACGAACUUCCGACGAUUUUGGCCAUCAGAAUCUCUUUGUUUUCUUGUAGUGUGUACACAAUCCAAACACAUCGUUGAUCUCAAAGAAGUGCUCAUGAGCCAACGAUCCAACGCCUACGAUCAUCACAAACUUGAAGAACUCGUUGGUAGAAUCGUCAACGACUUCCAAAAAUACGCCGACAAACGAUCGGAGCUGGCCGACCGAAGCUGCUCUUGCUACUUUGCACCGUCGUGGAACUCUUCUCUAGAGAAUGGUCUUCUAUGGAUGGGAGGGUGUCGUCCUUCAUCGUUCAUGAGAAUCAUAUACGCUCUAUGUGGCUCCCAUGCAGAAACUCAGCUUUCUCAGUAUCUCCUCAAGAUGGAUGGAGAAGUCGUUGAUGGGCAUGACGGUGAUAGUUCCAUGAGCGAACUAAACGCAACGCAGCUUGCGAAAAUCAAUGACUUGCAUGUGGAGGUGAUAGCUAAAGAAGAUAAGUUAUCGAAGCUUUCCGCAAAUAUGCAAGAGGAUGUUGCUGAUAUGCCAAUAGCCGUCACGGCUUUCUCGAGUGACUCGGUUGAAGCUGACGUGGCUGUUGAAGAUGCUUUAGAUAAGCAUGAAGAGGGCAUGGCGGUUUUAAUAGCGGAUGCUGAUAAGCUGAGGCUAGAGACACUUAAGAAGAUCGUGGAGGUUUUGACGCCGGUUCAAGCGGCGGAGUUUUUGCUCUCCGGGAAAAGAUUACACGUGUCGCUGCACGAGUGGGGGAGAGUUAGAGAAGAGCGUCGUUUUGGGUGUGCACGUGCGGAGGAUGCUGCCCCUGCUAGAGGUGGAGCUGGGAAGUCCAAGAGAUCAGCCACUUGUUGAUGUAUGAGUGCGAGAGUCCUGUAAGGUUUAAUAUAUAAUCGUGUAAUAUUUUUGGUCUAAGUAGACAUGAGAUCAUCUUAAGCAUCUUUAUAUAAUAUUUUGGUCUAAGAGGUCAUCUUAAGCGUCUUUAUAUAAAAUGUUGUGUAAUAUUUUGGU
Molecule: messenger RNA, 1204 nt
Organism: Brassica napus (rape)
Lineage: Eukaryota; Viridiplantae; Streptophyta; Magnoliopsida; Brassicales; Brassicaceae
Product: protein DOG1-like 3
Exons: 1
Coding region: 185-1048 (287 amino acids)
Biological process (GO): DNA-templated transcription
Molecular function (GO): sequence-specific DNA binding
Source: RefSeq, a predicted model, not a curated record